ACAACAGCAUCUGGGUCAACUGGUCUGCAGCAACGCCCCUCUGGUGGCAACCAGGCCCAGGUUCAUGGAAUCGGCUAUUCCAAUGCACCUUGCUCUGGUGGCCGUGUCAUAGGUAAUGUCUCCACAACUACUGGACAACCUGCUGACAUUACCCGAUUAUCUGGCCCCUCGAAUGUGAGUGUGCCAGCUCGGUCCUCUGGCCAUCGUUCCUCAAAUUGGUCUUCCACUGCUGGUGGUCUUGGCAGCUCAGCUCAUGUAGGGGCACCUGGAAGUGGUACUGGCGCUGCUAGUGGCACUGGAGGGAGUGGUGGUGCCUCCAAUAAAGUGCCUCUGACGCCUGAGGAGGAGGCAGCCAGAGCACGAGCUCGAUCUUUGGCUGCCUCACAUGCCGCAAAAGCUUCUGUUGCAGCACGAAGGGCACGUGCGGAGCGAGCCUUACUUGAACAGCGAGUGGUGCAGAUCUAUCAGUCAUUUCUUAAUCGACGAAAGCUGGCUAUCAACUUGAUUAAACAGGAAAUCGAGGUUUUUUUUUUAAAUUGCAUUGUUAUGUUUUUCUAG
Messenger RNA from Protopolystoma xenopodis, 558 nucleotides. Lineage: Eukaryota; Metazoa; Platyhelminthes; Monogenea; Polystomatidea; Polystomatidae. The record is from the annotation of a GenBank genome assembly.